Molecule: messenger RNA, 3145 nt
Organism: Nicrophorus vespilloides
Lineage: Eukaryota; Metazoa; Arthropoda; Insecta; Coleoptera; Silphidae
Gene: eIF3a
Product: eukaryotic translation initiation factor 3 subunit A
Exons: 4
Biological process (GO): formation of cytoplasmic translation initiation complex; translation reinitiation
Cellular component (GO): eukaryotic translation initiation factor 3 complex, eIF3m; eukaryotic translation initiation factor 3 complex, eIF3e; multi-eIF complex
Molecular function (GO): translation initiation factor activity; mRNA binding
Source: RefSeq, a predicted model, not a curated record
CCAAUCACAUCCGUUGCGAGCGAGCGCACGUCCAUUUUGCCAGUGCGGUGUUUUGGGGUUGCUUGACGAGCCCAAAGCUUCGGACGAUUUCCCCGUGUUUAUUGCAAAUGUAAAAAGUGAACCGUGUCAAAAGCGAAUCGCAAUCAUGGCUCGAUAUGGGCAACGACCGGAGAACGCGCUGAAACGCGCCAACGAGUUUAUCGAUGUGGGAAAGCCAGCCAGGGCCCUGGACACCCUGCAGGAGGUGUUCCGCAACAAGAAAUGGUCCUACAAUCUGUCCGAGUCCAUCUUGGAACCCAUCAUGUUCAAAUACCUGGAUCUGUGUGUGGAACUCAAGAAGUCGCACAUCGCCAAGGAGGGUCUCUUCCAGUACAGGAAUCUGUUCCAGUCGGUGAAUGUGGGCUCUCUGGAGAAUGUUAUCAGGGGAUACCUGCGGAUGGCAGAAGAGAAGACGGAGAAUGCCAGGGAAAAAUCAGCGCAGGCUGUCAUCGACAUUGAUGAUCUGGAUAAUCUGGCGACACCUGAAAGUAUUCUCUUGAGCGCCGUGUCUGGAGAGGACGCUCAGGACAGAUCGGACCGCACGAUCCUGACGCCGUGGGUGAAAUUCCUGUGGGAGUCGUACUGUCAGUGCCUGGAGCUGCUGCGUACCAAUGCCCAUGUGGAGACGCUGUACCACGACAUCGCCCGCAUGGCCUUUCAAUUCUGUCUGAAAUACAAUCGCAAGACCGAAUUCCGUAAGCUCUGCGACAAGCUGCGGAAGCAUCUGGAGGAUAUCUGCAAGUUGCCCACGCAGGUCGCGAACGUGUCGAUCUCGAAGCCGGAAACGCAGCAAUUCAAUCUGGAGACGCGUCUCUUUCAAUUGGACUCGGCGAUCCAGAUGGAACUGUGGCAGGAGGCGUACAAGGCAAUCGAGGACAUCCACAAUCUGAUGAACAUGUCGAAGAAGAUGCCCGUGCCGAAAACGAUGGCCAACUAUUACCAGAAGCUGGCGAUGGUCUUCUGGAAGGCCGGCAACUACUUGUUCCAUGCGGCCGCCCUCCUCAAGCUGUACCAGCUCUCGAAGGAUAUGAAGAAGAACAUGACGCCCGAGGAGCUGCAGAAGAUGGCUUGUCGGGUGCUGAUCGCGACGCUCGCUAUACCGCUGCCGUCCGCCCAUCCGGAAUUCGACAGAUUCAUAGAAACGGACAAAUCGCCGAUGGAGAAGGCACAGAAGCUGGCCGUGCUGCUGAGCUUGCCGCAGCCACCGACCAGGGCCAGCCUGCUUAAGGACGUGACCCGCUAUAACGUUAUCCAUCUGGCCACGCCGCAACUGCAGGACCUCUACAACUGGCUGGAGGUGGAUUUUCAUCCGCUGCUUCUGUGCGGUCGCGUGCACUCGGUGAUCGAAUCGCUGCAGGUGGAGGAUCAGUCCGGCCUGCAGCUUUACGUGCCGGCGCUGCAGGACGUGACGCUGGUCCGUUUGGUGCGUCAGGUGGCUCAGGUCUACCAGACCAUCGAGUUCAAGCGUCUCAUCUCGCUGGCCAAGUUCACGACCGCCUUCCACAUGGAGCGGCUGCUCGUCGACUGCGUCCGCCACAACGACAUGCAGAUCCGCAUCGAUCACGGCAAGGACUGCGUGCACUUUGGAAUGGAUCUGAGCGAGAGUCAGCGCGAGGACAAACCCGAAGGUCCGACGCUGCAGUCGAUGCCCAGCGAGCAGAUCCGCAAUCAGCUGGUCAACAUGGCGACGGUGCUCCACCAGUCGAUCGCCGUCAUCAAUCCGCACAAGAAGAGGCAGGAGCGCGAGAAGGUGAGGGCCGCGAUGGUCGCCAGCUAUCACGACAACAAGGUGCGCGAGCACGAGAUGAUACUGCAACGGCACAAGAUUAUCGAGGAUCGAAAGGAGUACAUCGAGAAGUUGAACACCGUCCGCGAGGAGGAGGAGCAGCGACGUCUCGAGGAGAUCGCCAAGCAGCAGGCGCUCGCCGAACAGAAGCGUCUCGAGCAGGAACGCGAGGAGCGCGAACGUAAGCGCGCUCAGAACGAGAUCCAGCAGAUCAAGGACAGACACUGGAAGGAGAAGAUGGCGCAGAUCUCGCAGACCGCUCACGGCCAGAAGAUCCUGAAGAAACUCGACGAGGACGACAUCAAGAAGAUGGACGCCGACCAGAUCGCGGCGCGCGAAGUCGAGGAACUGCAGAAGGAGAAGCGCGAGCUGCAGGCGAAACUCAAGUCGCAGGAGAAGAAGGUCGACUACUUCGAGAGGGCGAAACGCAUCGAGGAGAUACCGCUGCUGCAGGUCAGCAUGAAGGAGCGUCAGCUGCAGGAUCAGGCUUUCUGGGAACAGCAGGAGAGCGAGAGGAUCGCGACGGCUAUCGAGGAACGCAAGUUGGCGGUGGCCACUCAGGAGCGUAUGAUCCGUAUGAAGCCGGACAAGGAUACGUUCCUCGAGAAACUGCUGAAGGAAAGGAACGUCCUGUACGAGGACAAGGUGCGCGAGUUCGAGCAGAUGUUGGCCGAGGAGAGACGCAAGCGCCUGGACGAUCGCAAAACGAAGAGGAAAGAGGAGCGCCGUCGCAAGUACCUGCGCGAGAAGGAGGAGGAAGAGGAGAGACUGCAGGAGGAGAUGAGACGCAUCCAGGAGGAGGAGUACCAGCAGGCGAUGGCGCUCAGCAUGAAGAAGCAGGAGGAGGAGGAGAGGCGCGAACGCGAGGAGAAGGAGCAAAGGUACAAGGAGCAGCAGGAGAUGCUGGACAGGGCUGCGGCGAAGCAGCGCGCUCGCGAGGAAGAGAUCGAGAGGAAGCUGCAGGAGGAGCGUGAGACCGGCGGCAGGGACAAAAUGAUGAGAGACAGGGAUAGUAAAGCGGAGGGAGGCGCAAGUACCUGGCGUAGCGGCGCGCCCAAGCGAGGCGGUGGUGAGGUUGGUGAUCGCGAUGCGAGCAGUGGCGGUGGAGGAGGAGGAGGAGCCGGAGCCUGGAGGAAAUUCGGCGAUAAACCGACGGCUGCGGUGGGGGGCGGUGGCCAGGAGGAAGGUGGAGCACCCAAAAAGGAUGACGCCUGGAAACCGAGUCGCCUUCGUGGAAACAUCGGUGGAGAUUCACGAGGAGGAGAGCAACCCACGAAGGAGGAUAGCUGGCGUCGCGGCGGUGAUCGUAGCGAAGGUGGA